AAGCCGCGUGAGACAAAUCUCUUGAUAUUAAGUAAUAAGCCGGAGGUUUUAACAUGUCGGUCUUUCACGACGAAGUCGAAAUUGAGGACUUCGAAUACGACGAAGAAACCGAAACGUAUUACUUCCCGUGUCCCUGCGGAGACAGAUUUGCUAUCACGAAGGAGGAUUUGGAGAAUGGUGAGGAAGUGGCCACUUGUCCAAGCUGCUCGCUGAUUGUUAAAGUAAUUUAUGACAAGGAGCAGUUUAUGUGCGGGGAAGUAAUUGAUGCACUGCCUGCAUCAGAAACAAAACUGGAGGUGGCCCAGAGAUGACAGCACAUUGGAUCUAAAUCUAGGCCUAAAGGUUGUUACUAUGUAAUGAACGUUGGACCUGAAACUGUCAGAUGAUGAAGAAUUGUAGAACCAUUGGGGAAGGAAAUAUCCUUCUCUUCUCAUGGACUCAAGACACUUGCAACUGCAGCAUUUUGCACAUGGACUAUUAGUUUUAUAAACCGUAUAAGCAUAUUUAUUUUAAUAAUAUAUCGUGCCUCUUUGUUUUAAGUGUUGCUUAAAUUCUGGAGCAUUCAAAACAUGAUGUAUAGUGUUUAGACAGUAGGGGGUGCUGCUAGAUCAUGAAGCAAAUUAAAACGGGUUUGGGAGGUAAAGGAGUGUGUGUGUGAGUGAGAGAGAGAGAGAAAUAAACAUGGUGUUAAAAUGUCA
This is a messenger RNA of Neoarius graeffei (lesser salmon catfish), 698 nucleotides long. It is a transcript of the gene dph3, whose product is annotated as diphthamide biosynthesis 3. Gene Ontology annotation, molecular function: metal ion binding. NCBI's taxonomy places the organism in Eukaryota, Metazoa, Chordata, Actinopteri, Siluriformes, Ariidae. The transcript is spliced from 3 exons. Gene Ontology annotation, biological process: protein histidyl modification to diphthamide. The coding region runs from base 54 to 311 and encodes 85 amino acids. The record is from RefSeq and is a predicted model, not a curated record.